Molecule: messenger RNA, 2472 nt
Organism: Mytilus californianus (California mussel)
Lineage: Eukaryota; Metazoa; Mollusca; Bivalvia; Mytilida; Mytilidae
Product: cubilin homolog
Exons: 7
Coding region: 144-1034 (296 amino acids)
Source: RefSeq, a predicted model, not a curated record
GUGAAUGUGGAGAAAGACUGCCAGUAACACUGAAAUCAUUCAAGCCAACUGUUAUAACAUCACCUGGUUUUUACAAUGGUUCCUAUGAAGCGAACACUACAUGUUCGUGGAUUAUCAAAACUGAAGCAAACACACCAACUGACAUGAAAAUACUUCUUCAGAUAGAUAUUUGGAAAAUGAAAUGCCCGCGUGACUAUGUGCGAGUAUAUUUAGGAGAAAGUUCCUCCGGUUUAACGGUUUUUGAUGAAUUUGAUUGCAAAACCGACUUCAAUAUAACAAAACCGAUACUGAUUACUGGUUCAGUGUAUGUAGAAUUUAAGUCGGGGGACUUUGAAUCAGACCCAGGGAUUGGAUUCAUGAUGAAGUUUCUCCCAGCACAUGAUUCAUCUGGUACCGGCUGUCAAAUGACACAGAAGUUGUUAGCUGAGGAAACCGAGCAAUUCAUAACGAGUCCAAGAUUUCCUGAUGACUAUCCAUUGAACAGUGAUUGUAGUUGGAAUAUAACAGUCAACGGAACAGAUUCUGUACAGUUAGUUGUGUAUUUACUGGACGUAGACCAAAAUGAUAACUGUUCUUAUCACCGGUUACAUAUAACUACGAAUGAUUCCAGUACUAUAUUAUGUGAUCGUAGAGAAUGGAACAGAACAACGAUUGUUGAUAAAUCUAUAAGCAUUACCUUCAAAACUGACUCAAAGAACAGAAGAGCUGGAUUUCUGAUUGGGUAUAAAUCCGUACUGGUAACAACCACCACAGAAGUCACAACGGCUGCCACUACAGUACCAGUCACUAUCCCACCUCAGUAUUGGGAUUAUUGGUGGCCAGACAAUAAACCGUUUCCAGACUAUUACUAUUAUGACUAUGGACUAAAUCCAAACGUCGUAGUGGAUCCAUUCCCUACACCAGCCGUAGUGGAUCCGAUCCAUACAAUUUAUACAGCAGCUCCGGUUACAACAACGGAAACAAUUCCACUUAUACCAAAUACAGGAUUCUGGGAUAAUUGGAUUUCACCAUUGCUGUACUACUGGAUGUUUUGAAUGUAUUUCAUCCCCAAAGUCUACAUCAUUGAUGAAAUAGAUACAUUACUUUCGUAGCAAGAUCAAGAUUGGCUUAAAAUCUAAUGUUUGCGGUAAAAAAACAAUUGCAAAUGAUUUCUACAAAACAUUUUAAAGUCAUUGUUUUAUAAGAUUAUCAUGAACGUCUGUGAAUGCUUUGUAUGAUAUAUAUGACAUAAUGAAUAUCAUUAUAUACUUUGUAACUUACUUUUUGUUUAGUUUCUUUUCGAUUAAUUGUUGUAUAGUUGGAGAACAUAUUGUAAACAAAUGCAAACAUUGUAUAUAUGCCAUUUUUGUAAUACAAUAUUAGCAUUAUAUUCACACUUUAUCCAAUUUUUUUCUUGUUUUUUUUUCUAUUCUGUCGUAAACCUUUUUUUUCCAAAUGAAUGUUUAGUUCUGUUCUUAAAGUUUAUAUAGAUGUUUUAUCUGUCCUAGUCGUUAAUUUUCUUUUCUUCAUGCUUGGCAAUGUUCAUGUUAUUGUAAUUAUCCAUAUUCAUUUGAUAUUUUUAUAUCAGAUUAAAAAGCAAGUGAAUAAAUAAAACCAUUGAAAGCGUGAAAAUAAGAAAAAGCAUAGUAUCAAUUCAAAAAAAAUAUAUUAUCUUCCUUUAAACAUGCCCUUAGUUGAACAACAACGAUUGAUUUUAAAUGCGAGUUUCGAUUCGCUGUUCAUCAUUAUAUCUUUCGUUUUAUUAGUAAUUUUGAUUUGAACAUAUACAUGAUGCUUAUGGGAUCACCAUUUUGCAAUUCCUAUUUUCGUGUCUGUUUACUAGAAUGAUGCAGUCUGGAAAUGAAUGAAACCACGUUAAGGCUAAUGUAUGGCAAUGUGUUGCCAUUGGAAAGAUUCCAUGUGAAAGUUAUGUUAUAUGAUGAAUGUUGUCAUUGGUUACAUGACAGUUUUCGGUCAUAUUGGGAAAAGUUUUAAAUUCCAGCUCGAAUGCCUAUUAAUGUCUUUGAAUAAGUAAAAUAGGAAUUUAAUAACAAAGCUAUUUUUACUUAUUUUUUAAUGAUAUUUGAUAGAAUGCCCCUUUACCUAAUUUAAUUGUACACAUACUUAGAUAACAUUUGUCAGAUAAAUCAAUCAUUAAAAAAUGUGUAUAUAUAUUAUAUAUAAUUUUAUCCUGCAAUCAGCCAACUAUUGUACAAAUAACAGGUACACAAAUAAAUAUUCGCUGUACAAAUAAAGUCUCCUGUUACCCCUCUUCCAUGUUGAGCAAGCGGUAAUGUGGAUAUUUCUUUUUGCGUACCUGUUCAUUUUGGGGUCCUCUUCGCGGUCCGCGUUUAAACUAUGUCGAUUUCUUUGAAAAAUUAGAGACAAUGAUUUAGAUUUUAACAACUAAAGUAAACUAAACUAAAUUUCUGGCUAAAAACAAUAUAUGUACAUUAUCGGAAAAUAUAAAAUUUAUUUGUACUCGCUACGAAA